AUGGAUCCAACGAACAACAUGUUUUUCUGCAGCAACACAUGGAUGGAACACAGAAGAGUAGCCAGCAAUUACCUUUCCAUGCACAGAGGUAGAAGUUACUAUUAUGAGAGGCACCCAGGUAUCGUGUCGUUUAUUCUAUCCACACUGCCUUUGUUAAUAAUAUGUAUGAUUCAUCUGUUGAUAAAAGCAAGUGGUUACUACAUUGGGAAUUUAUUCUUAAUGAUAUCAUAUUUAUAUUCAUUUUUUUUCUUCAUUUUGUAUUAUUAUAACUCUUACGCGUUCUUUGUCCUGUUUGUUUUUUUCUCCUUUUUCAUAUCAUUGUGUUUACACGAAUUUGCCCACGCGCUUGUUGCGUACAAGUAUGGGGAUAUUACGAUGGUUUACAAAGGCUACCUCUAUCUAGACAUUGUAAAUUAUUUAGACAUUUUCCACACCCUCAUAAUACCAUUAACAACGCUGCUUAUAACAGGAUUUGGGUUACCAGGAAAUUUAUAUUGGCUGCAAUUACACUUUAUAAGAAGCAGAUUUCAGAUGUCAUGUAUUUAUUUAUCAGGCCCCAUAUCAGACAUUGUGUGUAUCCUGACAAUUGUUUUUUUUUACAAUUUUUACGCAUACGUUAAGAAUAGUAAUAAUUUAAGUGUGCAGCCUCACUCGAUUUUAUUUAUAUCUCUUGCGACGGCUGCUUCUUUCCUCGUGGAUUCCUUUCUUUUAAACAUUUGUCCAUUUUUUGGCUUUGAUGGAUGGGGCAUCGUGGAGCCCUACAUUCCCUACUGCGUACAUAGCCUAAUCAACGAAGAAAUUGUGAACACCUAUUUGUCCUACAUAUGCCCUCUCCUGGUUUUUAUAUAUUUUAACUUUAUCGAAACCAAGUUCCUCUUCUUCACAAGGAUUGUUAACUUUAUUUUGGGGCGCAUUCUCGGAAUUGAGGUUUCGCAUGUGACAAUUGGAGUUAACGCAUUUCCGACGUUAUAUGCUUACCUCAGAAAUUUGUAG
Molecule: messenger RNA, 993 nt
Organism: Plasmodium fragile
Lineage: Eukaryota; Apicomplexa; Aconoidasida; Haemosporida; Plasmodiidae
Exons: 2
Coding region: 1-993 (330 amino acids)
Molecular function (GO): metallopeptidase activity
Source: RefSeq, a predicted model, not a curated record